ACUGGUUGGACUGGCUUGUCCCUCUGGUGUGAUGUCAUCCAAUGGCUGGGUGCCUGGCGGCUGCGAUGCGCAUGCAUGCAGUGCGCUGCCUCCACGCAAUACAGCGAAGCGCACUUGACAGCUUGCCAGGUUAGAGGGAAAACGCACGCGCGCGCACACACACACGCCGUUCAUGGAAGGAAACCAGACCUGCUGAAUUUCUACCAUCCAUCUACGUAUCAUCCAUCCUCCAGCAGAGGCAGAUGCUUUUCCUGUAGCCUCUCCAUCUCUCUGCAUCAUUUUCUCUCUGGAUUAGCGAUGUUUCUGCUCUAACGCACGGAUGAUGACAGCGUGAGCAGCGGUGCUGAAGCUGUUGAGACGCACAAACACCGCAACCGCUUUGUUGGAUCAGAUCUCUCGUGACUGGACAUGAAUUCGGCGGAACAGACGGUUACAUGGCUGAUCACGCUCGGGGUGUUGGAGUCGCCAAAGAAGACCAUCUCGGAUCCUGAAGCGUUUCUGCAGAGCUCGCUCAAGGAUGGCGUGGUGCUGUGCAGGCUGCUGGAGCGGCUCAGUCCGGGCUCCACGGAGAAAAUUUACCAAGAACCAAAGAACGACGGCGAGUGCUUGAGCAACAUAAAGGAGUUUCUCAAAGGCUGCACAUCGUUCCGCGUCGAGCCAUUCGAGGCCAGUGACCUGCUGCUGGGACUCAACUUCUCAAAGGUGCUGAGCAGUCUGGUUACGCUGAACAAAGUGACUGCAGAUAUCGGCGUGGGCAGCGAUUCGGUGUGUGCCCGACACUCUUCAGCCCACCGCAUCAAGUCGUUUGAGUCACUGUCUUCUCAGGCUUCACUGGGCCGAUCCUCCAAGCUGCUGCAGAACCAGUUCCGCAGUCUGGACAUGUCAGAAAACAGUGGACAGCAGCUGCUGGUGAGGGCACGUUUCAACUUCCAGCAGACCAACGAGGAUGAGCUCACCUUUGACAAGGGGGACCUGAUCGGUGUGUCUCGUCAGGAGGAUGGCGGCUGGUGGGAGGGGACGCUCAAUGGCAAGACCGGGUGGUUUCCUAGCAACUAUGUCCGUGAGGUCAAAGGCUCUGACAAGCAAGUGUCUCCCAAGUCUGCUACUCUCAAGAGUCCACCGAAAGGCUUCGACACGUCUGCGAUCAGCAAGACGUACUACAACUUGGUGUUGCAAAACAUUUUAGAAACAGAGACAGAAUAUUCCAAGGACCUUCAGAGCCUCCUGACAAACUACCUGCGACCUCUUCAGUGCAUUGACAAACUGAGCUUCUCGGAUGUGGCUCUCAUUCUGGGAAACCUGGAGGAGAUCAGCACCUUCCAGCAGAUGCUUGUCCAAUCACUGGAGGAGUGCACCAAGCUUCCAGAAAGCCAGCAGAGGGUCGGGAGCUUCUUCCUCAACCUCAUGCCACAGAUGAAAGCUCUGUAUGUCAGUUACUGCUCCAACCACCCAUGUGCAGUAAAUGUGCUCACCCAGCACAGUGAGGUGUUGGGGGAGUUCAUGGAGGGGAGAGGUGCAGUCACUCCAGGGAUCCUCACUCUGACCACAGGCCUCAGUAAACCCUUCAUGAGAAUUGACAAAUACCCCAACUUACUCAAAGAACUGGAGAGGCACAUGGAGGAGUCUUCUCCCGACAGGCCAGACAUUCAGAAGUGCAUGGCGUCUUUCAAGAAUCUCUCUGCUCAGUGCCAGGAGGUGCGGAAGCGCAAGGAGCUGGAGCUGCAGAUUCUCACUGAGACCAUCCGGCUGUGGGAGGGGGAUGACAUCAAGACCCUGGGCUCUGUGCUCUACAUGAGUCAGGUCUUAGUCCAAAGUCCUGGCUCUGAGGAGAAGAAUGAGCGUUACCUCAUGCUCUUCCCUCAUGUGCUCCUCAUGUUGUCUGCCAGCCCCAGGAUGAGUGGCUUCAUAUUCCAGGGAAAACUGCCUCUGACCAGUAUGACCGUGAACAAACUAGAUGACUGUGAAGCCCACAAAAAUGCUUUUGAGCUCAAUGGCCCCCUGUUUGACCGUCUCCAUGUGGCGUGCAACAACCAGCAGGACCUGCAUGACUGGGUGGAACACCUGACCAGACAGAUCAAACACACCACAGCUACAGCACCCAGCCACAAACCCCUCACUGUUCCCUGCCACACGCUCCCAUCUCACCCCCUAACUCCAUCCCGUCAUGCCGAGAGCAGGGCCAUGACCGUGGCCCCCACCUACCACACCUUGCCUCACCCCUCCUCCCAUGGAACAUCCCUCAGCACCAUGAUGUGGGGUCCACUGGAACCACCCAACACCCCAAAACCCUGGAGCCUAAGCUGCUUACGACCCGCACCCCCACUACGGCCCUCUGCCGCCCUCUGCUAUAAGGAGGAUCUUAGUAAAAGUCCUAAGAGUGUGAAGAAACUCCUUCCCAAACGAAAGCCUGAGAGAAAACAGUCGGAGGAGGAAUUUGCUUUGAGGAAGAGUACAGCUGCUCUGGAAGAAGAUGCCCAGAUUCUCAAAGUCAUUGAGGCGUACUGCACCAGUGCCAAAACCAGGCAGACUCUGAACUCCAGACCGUUAACGGAAACGGGACUUCACAUGAUCAUCCCUGGUAUGGAGAAAGUGCUUGUGGAGGAUCCCAAUCGUAAUGGACAAAGUGCAGUGGAAGAGAAGAGCCUUGUGGAUGUGGUGUAUGCCCUGAGAGACGAGGUUCAGGAGAUAAAACAGGACAACAAGAAGGUGAAGAGAUCACUGGAGGAGGAGCACAGAGCACGGAAGGAUCUAGAAAAGGUUGUGCGGAGGGUUUUAAAGAGCAUGAAUGACCCAACAUGGGAUGAGACCAACCUGUGAGGCUGCCUCCAGCUGAAACCUUGUAAAGAGACAGACUGUGUAUGUGAGGGCACACGAUGCAUUGAGAUGGAUGCAUCUGUGUUUGCUCUCAGCAGGAUGUUAUUACAACCCUUUUUGUAAGACAGGAAUCACUGGGAUGUAAUGCUGAACUAUCUAUUCCACAAUAACAUUCCUUGAGCACCAAGCAAGAAUAUGAGGAAAUCACACACUUUCAUCACUUCAACAUUCAUCAUCCACUUGUGGAUAACUAGAGAGAGCUAUCCUCUCUCUGUUUACAAUCAUUUAUCAGGAUGUUUUCUAGUGGUACAUAAAUGCUACGAAAAACUAUGAACUUAACUUGAACCAUGCAUUUCAUAACCUCUCCUAUGUUAUUUAAUAUUUUUAUGAAUUUGUUUUCAUUGAAUUUCUUUCCCUGACACAGGCUAAACAUGGUGUUUUUAGUCUGAAGUGGCACCUGUGCCAGGAACUAAUCUUUUCUUUCCUCUUUGUUUGACCACUUUGCGGUAUGACUGUAUUUCUGGGCAUCCUAAGGGAACUGUACAGAUAUUAAAUGGUACUGUAUAUUGUAAAUACUGCAAAAAGAUGAGCCUUUGUCCUGUGGGAGAAAUAAAUGUGUUUUUAGAAGCUUUA
Molecule: messenger RNA, 3447 nt
Organism: Solea solea (common sole)
Lineage: Eukaryota; Metazoa; Chordata; Actinopteri; Pleuronectiformes; Soleidae
Gene: arhgef7a
Product: Rho guanine nucleotide exchange factor (GEF) 7a
Exons: 21
Coding region: 409-2817 (802 amino acids)
Molecular function (GO): guanyl-nucleotide exchange factor activity; protein binding
Source: RefSeq, a predicted model, not a curated record